UAACGUCAAUGAAAAUGCACCAGUCAGUGUUCCUGCUGGCCGUAUUUGGUCUCGUCCUCUCAUACUUUGGGACUGAAACAAAAAAGGUGCAAGAAUCAGCUGACCUAGUUUUCCUAAUUGAUGGAUCAAGGAAUUUGGGAAGUGGUGAAUUCCAAUUCAUACGUUCUUUCAUCACAAAUUUCAUUGAAGAUCUCAAUAUUGGCCCUGAUGCUAUCCAAGUUGGCAUGGUGCAAUACAGUAAGACGCCCAGUACCGUGUUCUAUUUAAAUACAUAUACUACAAAAUCAGAAGUCCUCAAUGCUGUUAAAAACCUUCGGCAGAAAGGUGGAAAUGAAGCCAACACUGGAAUGGCCCUUCAGUUUCUGGUUGACAAUCAUUUUACUCCGACGGCUGGGUGUAGGGCUGAGGAGGAGGUUCCUCAGGUAAUGGUCCUCCUCACUUCAAGACAGUCCAGUGAUGAUGUCAGACGAGGGGUGUUUUCAAUAAAAAAGCGUGGCACCUUUACAUUUGUUCUUGGGGUUAGAAAUGCUGAUGCAGCCGAAGCCAAACAGAUAGCGACUGACCCUUCAUUUUCUAUGCUCAUCCCUGAUCUCCGCCAAAUGGCUAGCACACAAGAACAGCUAAAGUCACUGUUUUCGUUAGUGGCCAGCAAACAAUUGAUUAUGCAGGUGGAAGAACCUCAGGUUGAAGUUCAAAUCCCCCAAAGGGACAUCGUAUUUCUGAUUGAUGGCAGCUCCAGUGUGGGACAUGCUAACUUUCUGAAAAUAUGCAAAUUUAUCUCAACUAUAACUGAAAACUUUAUCAUUGGACCAGAUUCUGUGCAAGUGGCAGUGGCACAGUACAGCGAUGUUGCAACGACUGAAUUUCACUUAAAUACCCACGCGUCACAAUCUGCUUUACAAGCUGCCCUGAAAAAUCUCAGGUUGAGAGGUGGUUGGACACUUAACACUGGCGCAGCUCUCGACUACAUCUAUCGAAACCAUUUCACCAGAGGUGCAGGAAGUAGGAAAGAAGAUGGCGUUCCCCAGUUUGUGGUGCUCAUUACUGGGGCAAAAUCUAAAGAUGAUGUGAAGCAACCGGCAGAUAUUCUGAAGCGUUCUGCCAUAAUGACUUUUGCCCUAGGAGCCAGGAAUGCAGAUCAAGCAGAGCUAACAGAGAUUGCAAUUGACCCCAGUCUCGUUUUCAAUGUGGCUGAAUUCGAUUCUCUACCAGACAUACAGGAAGAAGUCCUGAGACUGUUGUCAACAUUGGCUGGUGUAACUAUAGUUUACGAGCAACCAAUUGCUUCAGUUAAAACAGGUAUCCAAAAGUUUAGCAGCCACUCUGAUCUGUUUUGAUUGCAGCAGCAAGAAAUUUGCUAUGCAGAAACUUAAUAUGCAAUAAAGCGUUCAGACUUUCUAAACUGAAACAGUAUUAGGGAAACACAUUCUGGAAAAAAAUAUUACUUGCUUUUGCAAUUCCCACAUUCAUUUUAAUGAAGCAUUCCUUUCGGAAAUGAAUAUUAACUGUGGGUUUCCCUCUUGAGGUCGCU
Molecule: messenger RNA, 1531 nt
Organism: Chiloscyllium plagiosum (whitespotted bambooshark)
Lineage: Eukaryota; Metazoa; Chordata; Chondrichthyes; Orectolobiformes; Hemiscylliidae
Source: RefSeq, a predicted model, not a curated record